This is a messenger RNA of Soboliphyme baturini, 387 nucleotides long. The record is from the annotation of a GenBank genome assembly. NCBI's taxonomy places the organism in Eukaryota, Metazoa, Nematoda, Enoplea, Dioctophymatida, Soboliphymatidae.
AUGGUCUUUGGCGAUGACGGUGUUGCGAAAUUCUUAGAAGUUGUCGGCCUUCUUGUUGAAGAAUACUGUUUCUUUCAUGUGUCCGGUGGUUUGCUUGUCGGCGAUCGACGGGAAGGCGACGAAGUUUACCGAGAAACUGAGGCUGUGCGUAAAAUCACCCGAGGUGGUAACAUCAAGGAGAGCGAAGGGAAGAGUCUCAGAGGAGACGAGGAGUUUGCUAGAGAAGUGGAUGAGGAUGGAGAAAAAUGGGACCGACACGGCGAAGCUUUCUCGUAUCUGCUAGCUCAUCAGACAGAGUUGCAGGAAGAUUUCGAGACCCUUCAAUUGCGAAAAUGGGAGAAACUGUCGAAGAUCGCAGAAGUUUUUGGCAAUACAGGAGAGUGUUAG